AUGGUCAGUCGUCAGCUACAGCUGAAGCAGUCGGCCAGCGACCCCGAGCACAACCGCGAGCUCCGCAGGAUCGUGUCGCGCGGCACCGAGCCGCUGUCGCCGCGCGCCGCCGCCGAGCCCAAGCGCCACUCGCAGCCAGGUACCUCCGGCAUCAUCCCUAUCCUCAACAAAUCCUCCCACAAACUCCUCAAGAGCCGGUCGAAUAUAUUCAAGCGAAACACUCCUAGUACCUCUCACAUUCCCGUCACCAAGUCGAAAGGGAUCCUGAGCACAGGGGACCUCAGCAAAAAGAGCAGUCAGAACCUCUCUCGAGCCAGGCACAAAAGCGAAGAGAGGAUAGACGACUCCCCAAAGAAACUGAAAAGCAUCUCGAAAUUGUUCGGGAGGUCUAAAACGGACUUAAAGAGUAGGGACAGUAAAGAGGAAUUUCGGGAGGAGAAAAAAAGGGUGACGCUGUCGCAGCCGAACCUGAGGAUCGGCUCGGAUGAUUCUUUCAUGCCCAGUUCGGAUUCGAAGGCACUGCUGCUGGGGAAGAUGAAGCCAUGCGAGUGUCCCCCUUCGAGCCAGGGGACGGUCAGUGAAUUCUUUGGGCGGUGGGACAGCCUGCUGGUGGUCCUAGUGUGUGUGAUGGUGAUCCUGCUCAGCAUGACGGCGCCGCUCUCCCUCUACUUCUCCCGAAGAAGGAGUAGCUAGGUGAGACGUUCCUAUUCGCAAUUAUGUAGACAUUCUAUUUAUUUGAUAGCUAAGUGUACAUAGUGUUUAUUUAUUACAACGCGUUUUUGUUGACUUUUCGUUUUAUUUUUUUCGUAU
Molecule: messenger RNA, 810 nt
Organism: Ostrinia nubilalis (European corn borer)
Lineage: Eukaryota; Metazoa; Arthropoda; Insecta; Lepidoptera; Crambidae
Exons: 2
Coding region: 1-693 (230 amino acids)
Source: RefSeq, a predicted model, not a curated record